AUGCCUCCUCUGCCGCUACCCCUGCUGCUCGCCGCGCUCGCCCUGGCCGCAUGGAUCUGGGGGCUUCUGAGGCGCCCUCCGGGCUUCCCGCCAGGUCCGACGUGGUUUCCACUGGUGGGCAACCACCAGGGCGUCCGCCAGCUGAACAAGAAACUUGGCUCGCAGCACCAGGCGUUCACAUACCUCGCCCAGAAGUACAAAUCGCCCGUGGUGGGCCUUCGUCUAGGCGGCAACCUGACCGUCAUCGUUUCCACCAGGAGCCUCAUAUGCGAGGUGCUCACGCGACCAGAAUUUGAAGGACGGCCCCAGAACUUCUUCGCAUAUCUGCGCAACCUGGGGCUCAGAAAAGGUGUAUCAGUGGUGGACGGCAAGCUGUGGCAGGAGCAACGCGCCUUCGUGAUGCGUCAGCUGCGCUCACUUGGCUUCAGUGGGGCUGCCAUGCAGGCUCAGGUGGGGAAGGAGGUGCGCGCCCUGCUGGGCGUACUGAGCAACAGCUGUGGAAGGCCGACACAGCUCAAGAAGGUGUUGGCGCCCUCCGUGCUCAACGUCAUACUCCAAUUCUGUGCUGGAUACCGGUUCUCCCACGGUGACCAGCACCUGCAGACGCUACUUGACCUCUUUCACACGCGUUCGCGCGCCUUCGACAUGGCUGGAGGUAAACUCAGUGCCAUGCCAUGGUUGCGCUUCAUCCAGCCCGAGGCAUCGGGUUACAAUGCAAUCACAAAGUUCAAUGAGAUGGUGCGCACCUAUUUUUUAAAAAUUAUUGACAACCAUAAGGCAACAUAUACGCCAGGGAAGAAGAGAGAUCUCAUAGACGCAUUUUUGUACGAAAUGGGAAAAGCAAAAAAGGAACAAAAUGACUACACAACAUUUACAGAGAGCCAGCUUCUCAUGCUGUGCUACGAUAUGUUUACUGCUGGUGCGGAAACGACAAGUAACUCUCUUAGAUUUGCAUUCCUUAUGAUGUUACGACAUCCUGAUGUCCAGGAACUAGUGCACAAAGAGAUAAAAGAAGCAGUUGGUGCUGACAGACUCCCAACUCUCGAGGACAAAGACAGGUCGUCGUCGGUGUUUGGGACAGGAUAUGGCAAAAUGUUGUUUAUUUCAGAUAUUUACCGGAAUCUUGCAAAAAUUUCAACUUCUUCCAGCUGA
Molecule: messenger RNA, 1152 nt
Organism: Schistocerca piceifrons (Central American locust)
Lineage: Eukaryota; Metazoa; Arthropoda; Insecta; Orthoptera; Acrididae
Product: methyl farnesoate epoxidase-like
Exons: 7
Coding region: 1-1152 (383 amino acids)
Biological process (GO): xenobiotic metabolic process
Cellular component (GO): cytoplasm; intracellular membrane-bounded organelle
Molecular function (GO): iron ion binding; oxidoreductase activity, acting on paired donors, with incorporation or reduction of molecular oxygen, reduced flavin or flavoprotein as one donor, and incorporation of one atom of oxygen; heme binding
Source: RefSeq, a predicted model, not a curated record